This is a messenger RNA of Apodemus sylvaticus (European woodmouse), 603 nucleotides long. RefSeq names its product translation initiation factor IF-2-like. The transcript has 2 exons. NCBI's taxonomy places the organism in Eukaryota, Metazoa, Chordata, Mammalia, Rodentia, Muridae. The record is from RefSeq and is a predicted model, not a curated record. The coding region runs from base 7 to 603 and encodes 198 amino acids.
UCGUGGAUGAACUGGGAUUCAAAGGUCAGGCCUGUCAAACUCCUGUGUCGUAACCACUGCAUUUUAGCUUCAUACCCGGUGGAGUGGGCGGCGUCCCCGCUGUCCCCGGGCCCCGCUGCGUCCCGGGGCCGCCCGGCUUCCCUGCUCGCGGGGCCUCGGGCCGCGUCGCGGCGGCUCCGCCAUCUCCCGAGCGAACGCUCCGCUGCAGUCGGGCCCAAGUACCGCUCCCACCAGGGGGAGGCGGCGCGCUGCAGCUUGUGGUGCCCGCUCGGGUCCGCGCGCUCCCCGAGCGUGGCCGCUGCGCGACCGGGAUCUGGGAUAAACCCACGGCCCUCCGCAGUGCUCAGCCCAGCCGCAACCUCCCAGGCCUCCGGCCUCACGCUCAGCCCACCACAGCGGACCCCGUCCUCCACGCCGGGUGGCACAGUCUGCAGAGCGUCGGGGCGGGCCCAGGGCCUAGGCCUGUCCACUCAGCCCCACGGAGGAGGAGGGAGCCCGCGUACUAAGGGCGGAGCCACCUCCGACUGGGGCGGGGCGAAGGCCGGCCCACCGCGUAAGAGGUUACUUCCUCCCAGCCACCCCCAAUUCAGCAGCCCAGGCUGA